AUGGUUUCUCCAAUCCUUGUGAGCGUUGCUCGAGCAAGGGACGUUUUGAUUGUGCCGUUUGUGAGCGAGGUUCUUGUUUCGCUCAAGACGGCCGCCGCUGUGCAGGAAAUUGUUGCGCUGGCUAAAGAGUAUCUAGGCCAGAUCUAUGUCGACUGGGCUUUGGGAUCUGCGGUUGAUGAUAGCGAAAUAGACACUGUUCUGGCUCUUUUGAACAACGGCGUGUCUGGUCUUUUUGUUACUUCUGCUGUUGCAGAGCAGAUCAGAGCCCGUGUGCCCAACGCCAGACUGGUCAUCAAGGAUGGAAAAGAUGCUGCCGAGAAUAUUUGUGUUUCUGGCGAGACACAGGUGAAAAUUGGAAAGAGAAGAGUGUUUGGAUUCUUCGAUGAACCACUCCAACAGAUCGCCAAGGGCUACACUGCUGUUAUGGAGCUCGACCAGCUGACAAAGGAGUACGAAGACCCGGGCACCAAGACGCCGUUCGUGGAGUGCUAUGUCGCCGCCAUGAACACCGACAGACCUGAUGGUUUGUACACGACUCUUGUCACCGACAGCAGAAACCAGGCUCUUGGCCUGGUCUACUCGUCCAAGAAGUCCAUUGCCGAGGCCAUCAGGACCGGCACCGGUGUAUACCAGUCCAGAAAACACGGCUUGUGGUACAAAGGCCAGACAUCGGGAGCUACGCAAAAACUGCUCCAGCUGGAGCUCGACUGCGACAGCGACUGUCUGAAGUUUGUUGUGGAGCAGGCCGGUGCGGGUUUCUGCCACCUUGACACGGUUUCCUGUUUUGGCUCGUCCAAAGGACUGGCAGCUCUAGAGGCCACUUUGUGGGACCGCAAAGAGAAUGCUCCGGAAGGCUCGUACACCAAGAGACUGUUUGAGGAUGAGAAGCUGCUAAAUGCCAAAAUUAAAGAAGAAGCCGACGAGCUCGUGGAGGCCGCCUCGAAGGAGGAGAUUGCGUGGGAGGCCGCCGACCUGGUGUACUUUGCGCUUGCCAGAUGUGCGAAAUACGGUGUCACGCUUGCGGACAUUGAGCGGAACCUGGACAUCAAGGCCCUGAAGGUGACGAGACGUAAGGGCGACGCAAAGCCAAAGUACGUUGAGCAGAAGGCCACGGAAAAGCCAAAGGCGUCUGUGAAUGGAGACGGCCGCAUCGUGAUGAACCGUGUGGAUGCCACCUCUGCCUCGAAAGAGGAUAUUGAAAAAUGUCUUCAGAGACCGAUCCAGAAGUCAGCAGAUAUCAUGAACCUGGUGACGCCGAUCGUCGAGAAAGUGAGAAAAGAAGGAGACGCUGCGCUGGUGGAGCUCACGGCCAAGUUCGACAAGGUGCAGCUCAGCUCUCCUGUACUGAACGCUCCGUUCCCAGCAGAAAUGAUGCACAUCAGCGAGGACGUGCGCAAGGCCAUUGACAUCUCGUUCGCCAACAUCAAGACCUUCCACGAGGCCCAGAACCAGGCAGAGACCCUGCGCGUGGAAACGUGUCCCGGCGUCGUGUGCUCGCGGUUUGCGCGUCCGAUCGAGCGCGUUGGCUGCUACAUCCCCGGCGGAACUGCCGUGCUGCCGUCCACGUCGCUUAUGCUGUCUGUGCCGGCUCUCGUUGCCGGUUGCAAAGACAUCGUGUUUGCCUCUCCUCCGGGCAAAGACGGCCGUCUGACGCCAGAGGUGGUCUAUGUGGCGCACAAGGUGGGUGCCAAGUGCAUUGUGCUUGCCGGAGGCGCGCAGGCGGUCGCUGCGAUGGCGUACGGUACCGAGUCUGUGCCAAAGUGUGACAAGAUCAUGGGACCCGGAAACCAGUUUGUGACGGCAGCCAAGAUGCUCGUUUCCAACGACUCCAAUGCCAUGUGUGCCAUUGACAUGCCUGCCGGGCCGUCCGAGGUGCUGGUGAUCGCCGACAAAUACGCCGACCCAGACUUUGUGGCCUCGGACCUGCUUUCGCAGGCAGAGCACGGCGUGGACUCGCAGGUGAUUUUGAUCGCCGUGGACAUGACGUCUGCCGAGAUCGACCAUAUCGACGAGGCCGUCCACCGCCAGGCGCUGCAGCUGCCGCGUGUCGAGAUCGUGCGCCAGUGCAUCGCCCACUCCACCACUAUAAUUGUGAACAGCUACGACGAGGCGUUCGAGAUGAGCAACAGAUACGCUCCGGAGCACCUUAUUCUGCAGAUCCAGGACGCCGAAAAAUGGGUCGACAAGGUCGACAACGCCGGCUCUGUGUUUGUGGGGGCCUACUCGCCCGAAAGCUGCGGCGACUACUCUUCUGGAACCAACCACACGCUGCCUACCUACGGCUACGCCAGAAUGUACUCGGGAGUUAACACCACGACGUUCCAGAAAUUCAUCACGUCGCAGGUGGUCACCAAGGAGGGUCUCAAGAGCAUUGGCAAGGCCGUGAUGGACCUGGCGGCCGUCGAGGGCCUCGACGCGCACCGCAACGCCGUCAAGAUUAGAAUGGAAAAACUUGGAUACAUAUAG
Molecule: messenger RNA, 2466 nt
Organism: Ogataea angusta
Lineage: Eukaryota; Fungi; Ascomycota; Pichiomycetes; Pichiales; Pichiaceae
Exons: 1
Coding region: 1-2466 (821 amino acids)
Biological process (GO): L-histidine biosynthetic process
Cellular component (GO): cytoplasm
Molecular function (GO): phosphoribosyl-ATP diphosphatase activity; NAD binding; metal ion binding
Source: RefSeq, a predicted model, not a curated record